GUCAUCCUCCCCUAAAAUGACGCAGCAGAUGCGGGACCUGCAGCUGGCACAGGCCAGAAAGCCACCGGGCCCGUCCUCGCCGAACGCGGCCAAGAGGCUCUACAGAAAUCUGUCGGGAAAAUUCCGUGUCAACUACACAUCCUUCGACGAGGGGAGCCUGGUGGGACGGGGUGAGAAGGAGAAGCUCCGCAAGUCCUACCUGUUCCAGAGCAAUGCUGCCCUCUUUGAGGCCGUGGAGCUGCAGGACCUAGACAGGGUCCAGGAGCUGCUGAAGCAGUACAGCCCUGAGGAGCUGGACCUCAACACCCCCAACAGCGAGGGGCUGCUGCCCCUGGACAUCGCCAUCAUGACCAACAAUGCUCCCAUCGCCAGGGCCCUGCUGCAGGCGGGAGCAAAGGAGAGCCCGCACUUUGUGAGCCUGGAGAGCCGCUCGCUGCACCUCUCCACGCUGGUGCGGGAAGCAGAGCAGCGCGUCAACGAGCUGACGGCGCAGGUGGUGAACGAGGCACCCAACGCCGACUGCUCCGAGAAGGAGAAGCAGCUCAAGGCCUGGGAGUGGCGAUACCGGCUUUACAAGCGCAUGAAGGCAGGGUUUGAGCAUGCCCGAGUGCCGGACGCACCCACCAACGUCCACCUCUCCGUGGCCAGCAGCUCCUCGGUGCAGGUGACUUUCUGGGAGCCCCUGAGCGUCAACUCGGCAGUCGUCACCAAGUACAAAGUGGAGUGGAGCUGCUCCCCCACCUUCUCACCGCCGCUGGGGGAGGCCGUGAUCGACAGGCUGAAGAACCUGCACUUCACCAUCCAGGGGCUGGUGUCGGGCACGGCUUACUACGUCCAGGUGUCUGCCUACAACAUGAAGGGCUGGGGUCCCCCGCAAGCCUCUGUGCCCCCUUUUGCCAUCCCUUCCAACUGGCGGGAGUACGAUGGCCGGGCUCCACGGCGGAGGGGACAAGCUGAAGCUCUGGACCAUCUGCUGGGCCAGGUGAAGACUGUCCACCAGCACUGCGUCUGCCACGAGCCCUGCAAGAACCAGCCCCAGAGCAGGAAGCACUCGGUCUCCAAGAGCCUCAAGCACCUCUUCCACCCUGGGAGCAAGUUUCUCAAGACGCUGAAGCGGGGCCUCUACCUGACAGCCAUCUUCUACAAGGACGACAACAUCCUGGUGACUCAUGAAGACCAGAUCCCUGUGGUGGAGAUUGAUGACACCUACUCCUGCCUGCUCAUGCAGGAUUUCCUCUGGUUCACCAAG
This is a messenger RNA of Balearica regulorum gibbericeps (East African grey crowned-crane), 1249 nucleotides long. Lineage: Eukaryota; Metazoa; Chordata; Aves; Gruiformes; Gruidae. The record is from RefSeq and is a predicted model, not a curated record.